Chaetura pelagica (chimney swift) is the source of this 1639-nucleotide messenger RNA. RefSeq names its product ATPase, H+ transporting, lysosomal accessory protein 1 (gene ATP6AP1). NCBI's taxonomy places the organism in Eukaryota, Metazoa, Chordata, Aves, Apodiformes, Apodidae. The coding region runs from base 1 to 1455 and encodes 484 amino acids. Gene Ontology annotation, cellular component: proton-transporting V-type ATPase complex. The record is from RefSeq and is a predicted model, not a curated record. The transcript has 11 exons.
AUGGGAGGCUGCCCAUUGAGGAGCACGGUGGAGCUGCCCAUGGAGGAGCACAGUGGAGCAGAUGUGGACCUGCAGCCUGUGGAGGACCCUGCGCCAGGCAAGCCCGCCGCGCUGCUCGGGCCCCUCGCCCUGCUCGCCGCCCUCUCCCUGGCUGUGGAGCACGUACCGAUGCUGCUGUGGUCAACUCAGAGAUCACAGUGGAAUCCAGACCCUGCUUUGCAUGAAGGACACGUUGUUUUGGCACAAGAACUGACUGUGCUCUUAAAACCUUUUUUUGCCCAGAAUUCCAGAAACCUCGUCUUGUUCCUGCAAGAUACACUUAGCGUAGAUGAUUUCACAUACAUCAGUGAAUCCUACGAUAACAAGAAUCCAUUUCAAAAUAUUCAGGAAAUUCUUCAGUCUUCUCCUUCAUCAUUAGUUUUACCAGCUGUUGACUGCACGGCUACCAAGUAUCUUCUGAGAUCACUUCAGGAAUCAGGAGAUUGGAAGUUAACAAAUAUAACUAAUCUCGAUGUGUCUCAGCUGCAAGUGAAUACAACUAAACCAAACCUACUGGUGGUUCAUCUGCAACCACUUGUCAGUGGUUUAAAUGAGAUUUCCACCCUGGAAGCAAUUGCUGAAAAUGACAAAAUAAUUGGAAGACUGACCAUGGAUCUGCAGGAACGAGGGAUUCAUUUUUCAGCAAUUUAUACUGCAGUGAGGCCUUCAAGGAUUUCUAGAAGAACUGAUGUGGUGUGGGCAUUAGGACGACAAUUAAUGGCCACUGAGGAAGAAGACAGUUUAUCAUAUCCUCCUCUUAAUGUGACCACUGGAAAUGAUACAUGCAUCCUUUAUUAUGCUGGAAAUUUCAGCCUCAGAGCCAACAAUUCAGUUCUUAUAGAUUUGACAAAUAUGACAUUUGUAACCCGGAAUGUGGAUAUUUCUUCCUCUGAGUGCUCAGACACCAACACAACACUGUCAUUAAAAUACACAAGGCCAGUGAAUGGAAUCAGCAGCCUAGAGAUAAGGUUUUUAAUGACCAACAAGUUCUAUGGAGGCUCAGCUCGAAAUUGGUCCACUUUAGAUUCAGUUGAGAUUGUGCAAGAUGGAGAAAAGUUUGCUAAAUUUAGUGUUUCUGUCAUCUCUGCUCCUGCAGAGUAUUCAUUUCAUUGUCAGCUGGUGGGAACAAGCAAUCUCUAUUCUGCAAGGCUGAUUCCAUCCAACGAUGAGGCAAAAAACUGGGAUGUUUUCAUUUCCAAGUUUCAAAUUCAAGGUUUCAACAUUGAAAACAACCAAUUUUCCUAUGCAAGUGACUGUACAGGUUUCUUCACUCCUGGAAUCUGGAUGGGCUUAGUGACAUCCAUACUUCUGCUGUGGAUCCUGACCUAUGGAAUCCAUAUGAUCAUGCAGCUCACAACAAACAAUAGAUUUGAUGAUCCCAAAGGUCCAGCCCUGUCCGUUCCUCAGACAGAGUAGCCAUGGAUUAACUUCAUGCUGCUAUGGCUUUUCCUGGUCUGAUAUUUAUGAUUUUUAUAACCUUUCUACUUCAUAAUAUGUGUAAACUAAAAAGAUACCAUAGCAGAAAGGGAUAAUUUAACUAUUUAUAAAAAGGAUCCUUAUGUUUGGCAACAAUAAUAAUCCUACUUGCUAUUACCAUCAU